Molecule: messenger RNA, 2924 nt
Organism: Phlebotomus argentipes
Lineage: Eukaryota; Metazoa; Arthropoda; Insecta; Diptera; Psychodidae
Product: facilitated trehalose transporter Tret1-like
Exons: 5
Coding region: 900-2510 (536 amino acids)
Biological process (GO): carbohydrate transport; transmembrane transport
Cellular component (GO): membrane
Molecular function (GO): sugar transmembrane transporter activity
Source: RefSeq, a predicted model, not a curated record
UCGCCUUUCCCCAGUGUCUGUUGGAUUUAUUUAUGAACACGCAUUCUCAGGACUUUCACUCCCCUUUGACGGGUUUUCCUAUCAGCCAGACUGACGUGAUCUCUUGAUGUAAGCGAGUUGUUUUCUGGCGAUUCUGUAUCCAACUUCCUCGAAAUCGCACGCGUGACCAAAUAUUAAUUUCAAAUUAUGGAUCAUCCCAUAACCAAGUUAGCAGAUUACAAUACACCGACGAGUGGCCACUCGAUUUAGAGUCAAUAUGUGUGAUAACCAAUUAGUGUGUCUAGAAUAAACGACAUGUUUUUCCUUACACUGAAUUUACAACCUUUAUCAGCACAAGAGCGUGUUGGCAGUGUCAGCUGGUGAUUGUGGUCGUAAUAAGCACUCGUUUCUGGCGCUCGUCUCUCUUCAUAUUUAUAAUCUCUUCUGCAGCCCGAGACAUUCAGUUAGUCGUUGACCGUUCGAUGGGCCGGUAAAGCGAACUGUAGUGCGAAAAAGUCCUGCGUCCUUCACACAUAUCGACAGGAACACCCUCGAGUUGUGCAUUGCGAUUUGUGGUGGGAAAGCGUAGUCAAAUGUGCACCUCUUCGAGCUUACCUUUGGAGCUCGACUGGCUAAAUUUACAUGCAUUUCACUAGAAUGCACAAACAAACCGUAAAAGACACUCCGUGAGUUGAUGUGCGUCGAGUCACAUUUGCCCAAAAUAAAUCACAUAUAAAUAAUAUGCACAAGCUGAGCAGAGACGUUUAAGAGUGAAAAACUCAUGAAUUUGCGAUAGGAAAACUACUGUGAUACAAGCGGAACAACAAAACAAGAUAAACAUAUAAAUUCCUCAAUCUUCUCCCCCCUUAAAAUAAACACACAAAGGCUCAAAUCCUUUAUAGAAAAAAAGAUACUCUACCAUGACUGGGCAGGAGACCUCAGCAUUGGUAAACAAUGACAAAUCGGCCAAUAUUGUGGUCACAAAGAAUGGAUACACAAAUGGAAAUGCCUCGGCGGCGGAGUCACAGACAAAGCAGGACAGAGGGAAGCCAAUGAGACAAAUUCUGGCAGCCUUUGUAGGCAAUAUUGGCACAAUCAACACAGGAUUCGCGUUUGGAUUCAGUGCUGUUGUCAUACCGCAACUCAAGGCGCCGGAUUCUAUAUUGCCAAUUGACGAGAGUCAAGCUUCCUGGGUUGCUUCUCUAUCGUCUGCCAGCACGCCAAUAGGAUGCAUUUUGAGUGGAUAUCUGAUGGACAAUUGGGGAAGGAAGAAGACUCUCAUCGUGACAGAAGUGCCUUUAAUACUCGGAUGGCUGCUAAUCGCCUUCGCAACGAACAUCUACAUGAUCUACAUUGGGAGACUUCUGGUUGGCCUGGGCAGCGGAAUGGUCGGAGCUCCGGCUCGGGUUUACACGUCCGAAGUCACGCAGCCCCACUUGAGGGGAAUGCUGACCGCCCUGGCGUCCAUCGGCAUCAGUUUGGGCGUGCUGAUUCAGUACACACUCGGAUCGUUUGUCACAUGGCAAAUCCUGGCGGGAAUCUCAACUGUUGUGCCAAUCACGGCACUCGGGCUCAUGAUCUUCAUGCCAGAGACGCCGAACUUCCUGAUUGUGAAGCAAAAGCCGGACAAAGCGACCAAGAGUUUGGCUAAAUUGCGCGGUUCCACGUAUGAUGUCGAGCGCGAAGUGGGUCAAUUGCAGAGUUUUGCCAAUAAAAACCACACGAAUGUCAAGAUGACGCCGAAAGAAACUCUGGCCGCCAUCAUGAGUCCAUCAGCACUGAAACCGUUUGGCAUUCUGGUUCUGUACUUCAUGAUGUAUCAAUUCAGCGGCGUGAACACAAUCACAUUCUACGCGGUGGAAAUCUUCCAGGAUUCGGGCACGAAGAUGGACAAGAACAUGUGCACCAUUAUUCUCGGCGUUGUUCGGCUGGUUUUCACGAUCAUUGCAUGCAUUGCACUGAGAAAAUGCGGACGACGUCCACUCACAUUCAUUUCCGGAAUUGGCUGUGGCGUGAGCAUGAUCGGUCUUGGAGUUUAUUUAUACUACAAAUAUCAGUGGGAUCAUUCGGAGCCGCCAAUUGAGCCUGUCAAUACUUGGUUCCCAGUCGCAUGCAUCUUCGUUUUCACCAUCACAUGCACUCUUGGCUUCCUCGUUGUACCGUGGGUGAUGAUUGGCGAGCUGUAUCCGCAGAAAGUUCGCGGAAUCAUUGGCGGCAUGACAACUUGCUCAGCUCACGUGUUUGUCUUCAUAGUCGUAAAGACUUAUCCGUUUCUGUCAUCUGUACUUUAUCAACACGGCACUUUCAUGCUGUACGGCUGUAUAUCUCUUCUAGGAUGCAUAUUCUUCUACAAGUGUCUCCCCGAGACGAAAGGAAAGAGUCUUCAGGAGAUUGAGGACUACUUCUCAGGCAGAAUUCAGACACUGAAGACGAAGAAAGGCGCUUCGGCCUUACCAAAUUACGACACCAACCUUAACAAUACAAAACCACCGAUCAUUUCAGUGGAGAAAGAUAAGUUGUUGCCUUCGUGAGAAUGCCUUUGAAGGAAUGCUUAUUCAGUAAUUACCAGUUUAGAUUCAAUUUAGAAGUGAUAUUAUGAAAAUGCGUUGAUUCGCAGUUAGUUUUUAUAACAAUUAAACACUUAAGUAGCUAAAGAAAAGAAAUUGAAAUUUGUAAAAGAAAAAUACCUCAAGAGUAAACAACAAAUCAAAGUAAUGUUAAAUUAUAUAUUUUGUGAUAAGUUAAACUAUAGAGUGAUGUUUAGAUAGAUUGUCGUUGUAACGAAAGAACAGUAUUUUUGAUAUUUGUAAGCUUUAGUACUGUUUUGUAUACCACGAAACAAAGUGUUGCGGAACGAAAGGAAAAUAUAAAACCAAUUACAACUGAUUAAAUUCAAUGUCUCUGCACUCUAAUGGAUUCACCUCAUCAACUUCACUUCACCGUUC